This is a messenger RNA of Microstroma glucosiphilum, 2334 nucleotides long. RefSeq lists its product as hypothetical. NCBI's taxonomy places the organism in Eukaryota, Fungi, Basidiomycota, Exobasidiomycetes, Microstromatales, Microstromataceae. Gene Ontology annotation, molecular function: poly(A) RNA polymerase activity; mRNA binding. The transcript has 2 exons. The record is from RefSeq and is a predicted model, not a curated record. The coding region runs from base 69 to 2270 and encodes 733 amino acids. Gene Ontology annotation, biological process: RNA 3'-end processing. Gene Ontology annotation, cellular component: nucleolus; TRAMP complex.
CCUUAGUGUACCACUGCAACCAACAACCUCCCUACCUGACCCUCAUCUCUGCAAGUCGUCGGGUUCAGAUGACGGCUAUUGAGGCUUCUAAGCCGGAAGUAUGGGCAGACGACUUCAUCGGCUUUGACUUCGGGGAUGAAGAAGGAAUCGGCAGCGGGAUAGAGGCAGAGGCAGGCCCGUCUUCCCGUCCUACCUCGCCUGGAUCUGCUCGAGGUGGCCGCCACCAGGCGAGGGGACGAGACGGCGUACCUACUGGUCCCAAGUCCUCACGACGAAGCGGAGAGGCAGCAAACGCAUCGUCAAGCAAGGGCAAGAAGAGGAAGAUCGAUGGUGAUGGCGAGCCAGGCGAUGGGGACAUCAGAUCCAAGAAGGACCAGCAGAGGGCGGCCGCAAGAGGUACGCCUUGGAGUGUCGAUGUUGAUUGGAAAACCGCCAGAAAUGCGGCACAGCAGCUCCAUCGCGAGAUGAUGGCAUUCGAACGCUGGAUCGCGCCAACCAAAGAGGAGCACCAGUCCCGAAAGAUGGUCAUCAGACUUAUUCGCAAUGCCAUCAAUUCUCAAUGGAAAGACGCCGAGGUCCAUUCCUUUGGAAGUCAAGACACUGAACUGUACCUGCCCCAAGGUGACAUCGACCUCGUCGUCGUAUCGAGGGCAAUGGAUCUUCAGCGCCGCGAGAACGUCCUGAGAGCCAUGGCCGCUUGCCUACGUAGGAACAACCUGGCCACGGAUGUUCAAGUCAUUGCCAAAGCAAAGGUACCCAUCAUAAAAUUUGUAUGCACCCACGGGAGGUACCGAUGUGACAUCAGUGUCAACCAGACCAAUGGACUCAAAGCUGCAGAUUGGGUCAAUGAGCAACAAGACAAAGUUCCAGCCAUCCGACCUCUGAUCAUGCUGACCAAGCAUCUGCUCCAGCAGAGGGGCAUGAGCGAGGUCUACACAGGCGGACUGGGCAGCUUCAGCGUCAUCUUGCUCGUCGUCAACUUCAUGCAGAUGCACCCGCGAGUGCAGCGUGGGGAGAUUGAUCCAGCUCGUAACCUUGGGGUACUCUUUCUUGAUUUUCUCGAGCUAUAUGGCAAAAAUUUUGGCUACGAUGAUACCGGCAUCUCUGUCACCGGCCGUGGCUCAUACUUCCAUAAAUCUCAUCGAGGCUGGAAAGACGGUCAAAAGCCUUUCAAGGUGUCCAUCGAAGACCCUCAAAAUCCGGAGAAUGAUAUCGCCACUGGCUCCUACAAUAUCAUCAGCGUGCGGACGUCCCUUGCGGGAGCUUUCGACAUUCUUACCACUGCCGUAUGUGAGAGGGGAUUUGAGAUGUCGCGGGGCAGACGUGGCGACGGCACAGCCGGGCGCUCAGGACCGGGCAGCAACGAUACUAGACACCACCGAUUCGAGCAAGACCCUGACGAAGCGGCUCGGGAAGCUCUUUUGAACGGCAAUGGGGCAAGGAACGGAGCUGGAGGUCUGGAGAAGGACCCGCAGUCUCUCUUGGGGAGCAUCAUCGGUGUCAGUAGGGAGCUGAUGAAGAACCGCAAGGAUAUCGAAGCCCUUUACCACAGUGGCAUCCUGCAGAAACUGCUGGGCAAGUCGCCGCCUCGUAGGUCGCCAAGCCCGGGGCCCUCGCAUGCCUGGAAAGAGAGCCGACGUCCGCCCGAGCCUCGCGAGGCUGCACCUCGUCAGCCGUCGCCUCCAUCGCCUCCUUCAGGCCCUCGAGCGAUGAGCGGUCGGAAUGGAAGAGAUGAUAUAGGAGACGCAGGAAAUAGCAGCGUAGACUCGAUCAUUCAUAUCAAAGGAGCCUCCUCGCAAAUGCGCCCCGGCGCAGCAGCACAAGGCUCCCACCAUCUACCACCUCAGCAUAGCACACCUCUGAGGACGACCACAAGCAGGCCCAGUGAUCGCCAACAUCUGGCAUCGACUGCUGGCCCUGGUCGCGGGUCGGUGGGCCCGCACUCGCUCGCCUCGGACUCAGGCGAUGACGAGCCCGAUUCUCGCUACGCAGCCCAAGCGAGCAGCAGACGAGGCGAGCAAGUCAAGAAGAGGCGGAGAGAUUUCCUGGACGUACCGAAAGCGUAUAUCAGUGAAGAGUCAGAAGACGAAGGGGGGAGUGAAGACGCCUCAUCAUCUGCCGAGGAAGGCGAAGUGUCGGGAUCCCAAUCUGCUGCUCAGAGCGCAGGCAAGAGGAAGCAGUCGAUCAAAGGCGCCAGCCAGCAGCGCUUCUGGCUUGACAAGGGCGCUGCGAGAAUGGAUGACGACGAUGAUGACGAGACAGACUAUUGAGGUGUCCAGGCGGGUACGAUGUCUUCCGUCUGCGAGUCUGCAAUCCACCUGUCUUAUGUCCUAU